UACGGCUCACCUGGGCGGCGCCAAGAGUCCAGGAGGGCGAUCGGGAGGUGAGCGCUGCCGGGCUCACGAUGGCAGCGGCGGACUAUCCCCCGUUCGCGCCGGGGAGGGCGCGCUUCGAUCAGUCUACUUUCUCUGGGCGUUUCAGACAUUUCCUGGAUAUCAUUGAUCCUCGGACUCUGUUUGUCACUGAGAGUCGUCUUAAAGCAGCAGUGCAGCUUCUGGAAGACUUCAAACUCGGCACCCUACCCUUGGGGAUCUCCAACCAACAGCUUUGGGAGGCACAGAAAAUUAAACAGGCUAUUUUGCACCCGGACACCAAUGAGAAGAUUCUGAUGCCAUUCAGAAUGUCAGGUUAUAUUCCCUUUGGCACCCCAGUUGUGAUUGGCCUGCUACUUCCCCAGCAAACACUGGCAACUACAGUUUUCUGGCAGUGGUUGAACCAGAGCCACAAUGCCUGUGUGAAUUAUGCAAACAGAAAUGCAACAAAGCCAACUCCUGUGUCGAAGUUCAUCCUGGGUUACUGUGGAGCAGUCAUCAGCGCAGUCUCAAUAGCAGUCGGUCUGAAUGUUUUCAUCAAGAAAGCCAAUGGGUUUAACCCAGCCACACGCUUACUGAUCCAACGGUUCGUGCCAUUUCCUGCUGUAGCGGCUGCUAAUGUCAGCAAUGUGGUGCUGAUGAGGCACAGUGAGCUGGAAGAGGGGAUCUCAGUGUUGGAUGAGGAUGGAAACACCAUCGGAUUUUCCAGGAUUGCUGCCAGACAUGCACUAAUGGAGACUGCCUUAACUAGGAUCGUCCUCCCUAUCCCCAUCCUUGUGCUGCCACCGGUUAUCAUGUCGUACUUGGAGAAAACACGGAUGCUGAGAACACGUCCGAGACUGACUCUUCCUUUGCAUAGCCUUGUGUGCCUGGCUGCUUUUGGAUUUGCACUGCCUGUCGCCAUCAGCCUCUUUCCGCAGAUGUCAGAGAUUGAAACUUCGAAACUGGAGCCAGAGAUCCAGUCAGCAACACUGGGCAAAAGGUCCUUCUACAACAAGGGUCUGUAAGACAACAUGAUAUCGUGAUCUCUCAGGACCUACUCAACGAGCAAAGAGAAAAUCUGUUAAUCACGAUGGCUGUUUGCUGAUAAUUAGCUAGUUCUUACUGAUAGAUUCCUUGUGUAAUUUGACUAAUUGCUGUUGUCUGAAAAUCAUCUUUACAAAAUCUAACUGCAUUGCCGAUGUCUUCUGACUGAUUCUCCAACCAGGAAUUAUUUUGGAAGUGAAAUAAUUCCCCUGCUGGGUUGGGACAAGUGUGUCUGCCAGGGCCUCGAAGACCAUGGAAGUGGGAAGAUCUGUCCCUUACUCGCUGACAAGUAAUUUGCCUCAAAUAUGCCCAACCUGGGAGCAACUAAUCAGUCAUUGAAUGAUUGGCCAGAGGAGGUCACAGACCAUUGUGCCGUUGCUAGUUCUUCGCUGGAGCUCUUUGAUUCUUCGGAUUCAGAUUCAGUUUAGUGUCUUAUACACCAGGACACAAUGAAUCCUCCACCACCUUCUGCUUCAGCUAUUAAUCUAGUUCCCCUUCCACUUUCAAACUGCCUCCACUACUCUUUCAAGCAGCGGAUUCCAGAUCACAGUUCACUGAGUUAAAAAAAAAAUUCUUCUCACCUCUGGUCCUUUAGCCAAUCACCAGAAAUUUGUCCUCUCUAGUUUGGAGUAAGUAAGUGGAACCCCUCCAUCAAGUCUCCCCUUCACCUUACAGUACUCUCAGGAGAACAGAUGUGCCUCGACCAGCAAGUACCUCCAUCACUGGACAUCCUGAGCAGCCUUACUCCUCAGUUUUGUGGAUCACACCCAGUCACCUGAUUGGACUGAUUCCCAAGCUCGGUGCUCACCACUGGUCUGUUCCACAAGUGACAGAGCCUAGAAUCAUUUCUUCAUUGUCACAGUGGGUACCUGCGCCCAAAUGUGUAUUUUAUGGGUUAACUUGGAAAACAUCCACUGAAUGUGCAAGUGCACCCAAUAAGAACUUGGCGCUGAUCACAUUGAACCCUCUACUGACAUUCACUGUCCCCACUCAAAGGCAGCAACAGGCUCCAGAGCAGAUUCAGGUUUGCAACUCAGCACGAAUUGUCAGCUAUGGAACAGAAGGAGAGAGAGAGGCGGCAGGGAGAAGCAGACAAUUACACUGAAUGAUUAUUAACACUCAUUUCCUUGACUUUAUUCCUGUCACUUCUCUCAAUUCUUUUGAUUUUACAGUGCACGAGUGACAGCACCCUCUGGACUAUCAGAUUGCUCAGGUCAGCUUCAGCACGGGACAGGUGCUGUCACUCCUUCACACUGAGACAUCCGCAGACUCAUCCUCUAGAGAUAUUAAUCUGACUCCCUCACACUGUCCCUCAGUGACCCCUCUCCCCCAGCGCCCUGUGUCACUGACUGUAUCCCCACUGACAUUAAUCCCCCUCCCUCACACUGUCCCUCAGUGACCCCUCUCCCCCAGCGCCCUGUCACUGACUGCAUCCCCACUGACGUUAAUCCCCCUCCCUCACACUGUCCCUCAGUGACCCCUCUCGCCCAGCGCCCUGUCACUGACUGUAUCCCCACUGACGUUAAUCCCCCUCCCUCACACUGUCCCUCAGUGACCCCUCUCCCCAGCGUCCUGUCACUGACUGUAUCCCCACUGACAUUAAUCCCCCUCCCUCACACUGUCCCUCAGUGACCCCUCUCCCCCAGCGCCCUGUCACUGACUGUAUCCCCACUGACGUUAAUCCCCCUCCCUCACACUGUCCCUCAGUGACCCCUCUCGCCCAGCGCCCUGUCACUGACUGUAUCCCUACUGACGUUAAUCCCCCUCCCUCACACUGUCCCUCAGUGACCCCUCUCGCCCAGCACCCUGUCACUGACUGUAUCCCCACUGACGUUAAUCCCCCUCCCUCACACUGUCCCUCAGUGACACCUCUCCCCCAGCGCCCUGUCACUGACUGUAUCCCCACUGACAUUAAUCCCCCUCCCUCACACUGUCCCUCAGUAACCCCUCUCCCCCAGCGCCCUGUCACUGACUGUAUCUCCACUGAUGUAAAUUCAAUUCCCUCACGUGCUCACUCCACAAUUCCUCUCUGAAAAAUGCAGGAAAGCCUCCCAUCUGUUACAAUUAACUAACCUAUUAGCUAAUAAAAAGUUUAUAAAGUUGGUUACAGCCAUGAAAGGUGUGUUCACAACAGGCCCUGUCAGACUGUUAAUCCAUCUGCAGCUCCUUCACUCUGUUCUCUAAGGAAUGAUUAAAAAAUAACCUGCUCCUAAAAAUAAAAGCAAGGAUUGUCGGGUUUGAACAGUGGGCUCUGAACCUGGAAGAACAAUACUGUCUCCUCAAAUCAGCCAUCUUGCCAUCAUUUGUAAAGCCUUAUCUGGGGGCUGCUUGUUUUGGGCUAAGAUUCUAUUACAUCAGGUGAUGCAGUAAUUCAAAAGGAAUUAAACAAAUCUCUGAGAAUGUGAAUUAACUUUUUAAACCAAUAUUUACUAUGAAAAUGUCUUAAAAGUUAAUAAAUGUCACUAGUAUUCACUAUUUCUAAUCUAAGCACAGUAAAUGCAGGUAUGUCACUCA
This is a messenger RNA of Pristis pectinata (smalltooth sawfish), 3576 nucleotides long. Its product is annotated as sideroflexin-5-like. The coding region runs from base 69 to 1043 and encodes 324 amino acids. NCBI's taxonomy places the organism in Eukaryota, Metazoa, Chordata, Chondrichthyes, Rhinopristiformes, Pristidae. The transcript is spliced from 14 exons. Gene Ontology annotation, cellular component: mitochondrial inner membrane. The record is from RefSeq and is a predicted model, not a curated record. Gene Ontology annotation, molecular function: monoatomic ion transmembrane transporter activity; citrate transmembrane transporter activity. Gene Ontology annotation, biological process: citrate transport; monoatomic ion transport; mitochondrial transmembrane transport.